Molecule: messenger RNA, 1239 nt
Organism: Colletotrichum higginsianum IMI 349063
Lineage: Eukaryota; Fungi; Ascomycota; Sordariomycetes; Glomerellales; Glomerellaceae
Product: Fasciclin domain-containing protein
Exons: 3
Coding region: 1-1239 (412 amino acids)
Biological process (GO): macroautophagy
Cellular component (GO): fungal-type vacuole membrane
Source: RefSeq, a predicted model, not a curated record
AUGAGGCCAUCCACACGCGCAUUCCUGUCCGCCGUGGCAUCGGUGGUGUUGUUGGGCGCAUCUACCGUCGCAGCACAAGGGUUGGAGGAGGUCCUCGGGAAGCAGGCGAAUCUGACGACGUUCCGUCGCUUGGUCAAGGAACACGAAGGCAUCUUCUCGAAGCUGUCUGAAUCAGGUGUUACGAUCCUAGCUCCGAGUGACUCGGCCUACCUCAAGGGCCAGGGCUGGGACUCGAACAAGGACGAGAUCCCCGUCGCACUGCAGUACGGCGUCCUCGUCGGCAGGGUGUCGUUCGGCGCCCUCUUGCCCGGCAACUCGACCCUCCACUCGACCCUCCUCACGGACGCGCGCUUCUCCAACGUCACGGGCGGCCAGCAGGUCCUCGUCACCAAGCAGCCCAACGGCGACGUCGUCGUGACGUCGGGCAUGGCGUCGCGCACGACGGCGCUCGAGACCGACAUCCCCUUCGACGGCGGCCUCGUCCAGGUCAUCGACAGCCUCAUGGUCUCGCCGGCCCGCCUCGAGAGGACCGCCCGCGACGCGUACCCGGAGUUCACGUCCUUCCUCGGCGCCCUCUACACGGCCGGCCUCGUCGAAGAGUUCGCCGAGACGAAGAAUGUCACCGUCUUCGCGCCGCGCAACGCCGCCUUCCAGCGGGUCGCCGCCACGCUCUCCGGCAUGGACCGCGAGGCCCUCCGCCGCGUGCUGCGGUACCACCUCGUGCCCUCGGCCGUCGCGCAGGCGUCGUCGCUGGCCAACGGCACGCGGCUCGCCACCGCCGUCGACGGCGAGUCGCUCGACGUGACGCUCUACAACAACGACGUCUUCGUCGACUCGGCGCGCAUCAUCCAGACCGACAUCCUCGUCGCCAACGGCGUCAUGCAGAUGAUCGACGCCGUGCUCAAUGUCGACGCGCCCAACGUCGUGCCCAACGUGACGGCCGUCUCGCAGGCGCCCGUCUUCACGGUCACAGGGACGGCGGACGUGGGGACCGCGGCGCCGACGCCUUUUGUUUCGGCGCUGCCGUGCACCGCGGGCUGUCCGGUGACCGGCGGAAGCGGCGGAGGGGGAGCUGGUGGUGGUGGUGGGGCCGACCGGACGGCGACUGGCGGGGUGGCUCAGAGUUCCAGCACCGGUGGCGCCGCCGCCGCCGCAAGGUGCACCGGCGGUCUGGUCAGAGCAGCAGCUGCUGGAGUGGGGUUGGGCUUGGCUGUGGGAGCAAUGGGCGUCGCCCUCUGA